Molecule: messenger RNA, 1389 nt
Organism: Maudiozyma barnettii
Lineage: Eukaryota; Fungi; Ascomycota; Saccharomycetes; Saccharomycetales; Saccharomycetaceae
Gene: RIF2
Product: Rif2p
Exons: 1
Coding region: 1-1389 (462 amino acids)
Source: RefSeq, a predicted model, not a curated record
AUGGAUCACAUAGAUAAUGAUUUUGCACCAAUUCGGAAAUCCAAUAUUACUGUGAAAUAUGAUAACAUAAUAAAGGAUGUUAAGACGAAUCAUGAUCAAAUGAAUAUAUUAAAAAAUAUUUCGCUAGUAUAUGGCACAAAGAUGUCCUCAAGUAAAAGAAAAGCAAUUGAAUCGAGGAAACGCCCAAGUGAGCCACAUCUUAAAAAGAAAAAAAUUAAAGUGAAAUCAGAACCUUUUCAAGAAAAUAAGUUACCUUGCCCUACAUCAACCAAUGGAGAAAAUGAAAUUGCGUCAUUACCCCAUUCUGUCGAAAUAGAAUCCAUCAUAAAAGAGAAUAGUCCAAUUAGAAUACCUUUAUUUCCGACGAAAAGAUACUCAAAAACUAGCACUAAGAGAAAUACAACUUAUGAAUAUAAUGCCCCUCUAGUAACACUUACGGAACCAAGUAAUCUGUUUGUGAAAAAACUUAAACUUGACCUGUUAACAAAAUUGAGUCCUAGAUCCAAUUGUGGGUCUCCAGCAUAUUUUUCUGAAACUGAUGAAACAUUAACAAAAAUCAUUGAUAGUAAUCUCGAAGGAGCUCCUUUUGAUAAACCUAUUACUCUAAGUGGGAGUUACAGCUAUUCUUAUGAAUUAUUUCAACGUAUUUUCAGAAGAGAAUGUCUAAAAUACAAUAUUCAAUAUAUCAAACUCUCUUUAUGUCCAUUAGACAUAGAGAACAAUCAAAGGAGCAAGGAAAGUAAUUGUGAAAUUGUAGUUGCUAAGAUGAAAAUACGAUUUCCCAAUGAGAACAUGAAAAAAUCCUUCCAAAAAAUAUUUAAAGAGUGGUUUAAUCUGAGACAAAUAUUGAAAUCCCUUUUAAAUGUUAUUACGAUGUCAAACCGAGAUCUUGAACAUAAAUAUAUCAUAUUAUUCUCUUUGACAGACACAAGAUACCUUAAGUCCCCACUUACGAGGUUGCGAUGGAAAUUCAUAAAAAAUUUCUUGACAUCUAUUAAUGUUCCCGCUCUCAUGGCUUGCUCACAUCAUAUCAUCAAAAAUGCGCCAUUGGAACCCACUUCAUCAGAGAAUUCCGAUAAUUCUACAAUUAUUAAUGUACCCUCUCUAAAGUCACUGCCUGAAUUUAUUUCAGAAUUGUCAACUCUUUUAUGCCAAAAAGAUACAUCUACUAGGGACGUCGAACUUAACGACAUGUGGAACAGAAAAAUAUUGACAAAUUUAAACGAUAAAAAUUCGGCAUUGUACACAGAAGUGCAGAAGGUAUAUAACUAUGGAGAAGGGCCAUUAAAUUGUGUGGAACUAAUUAUAGCAAAUAUUAUAAAUUGUAAUGACUUAUUUUCUACCUUUCAUGUCUUGGACCAAGAAUUCAACAGGAAUGUAGAAGACUAA